UAUAUGAGCGCACGCGGCGGAAUCUUUUUCCCUUUUAGCGCCAUCAGAGAGCGGGAGUCUCGCGCUGUUCACUGCGCAGUAGCACCGCCGCCUCAAACACCGACACGCAUCAGGAUCUCGGAAGUAAAACCGUGAAACAACAUGGCAGAUCUGGACAAUAAAGAGCAGACUGAAAUGGACCCGGCUGAUAUGGAGGAUGUUGAAGAGGUAGAGGAGGAGGAAACCGCUGAGGACAACAGCAAAGCACGUCAGCUGACCAUGCAGAUGAUGCAGAACCCCCAGAUUCUUGCGGCGCUGCAGGAGAGGUUGGAUGGGCUUGUGGGGUCUCCCUCAGGGUAUAUGGAGAGUUUACCAAAGGUGGUGAAGAGACGUGUCAAUGCGCUCAAGAACCUGCAGGUCAAAUGUGCCCACAUUGAAGCCAAGUUCUACGAAGAAGUUCAUGAACUGGAACGCAAAUAUGCUGCUCUGUACCAGCCUCUCUUUGACAAGCGGAGUGAAAUCGUGAGAGCAUCCUAUGAACCCACAGAUGAAGAGUGUGAGUGGAAACAAGAUGAGGAGGAAGAGCUGACAGUAAGUAAGCAGGAGGAGAUGAAGGAAAAAGCCAAAGUGGAAGAGGAGAAGAAAGAUGAGGAGAAAGAAGACCCUAAAGGAAUCCCAGAAUUCUGGCUCACAGUUUUCAAGAAUGUGGAUCUACUCAGUGAAAUGUUGCAGGAACACGAUGAACCAAUCCUCAAGCACUUACAAGAUAUCAAAGUCAAAUUCUCUGACGCAGGCCAGCCAAUGAGCUUCACAUUAGAGUUCCAUUUUGAACCCAACGAAUUCUUCACAAACACAGUCCUGACAAAGACCUACAAAAUGAGGUCUGAGCCAGACGAGUCUGAUCCGUUCUCUUUCGACGGGCCAGAGAUCAUGGGCUGCACAGGGUGCCCGAUUGACUGGAGUAAGGGAAAGAACGUCACAUUGAAAACCAUCAAAAAGAAACAGAAACAUAAGGGUCGUGGCACAGUCAGGACAGUCACAAAGACAGUCCCCAAUGAUUCCUUCUUCAAUUUCUUCUCUCCACCCGAAGUUCCAGAAAAUGGUGAACUGGACGAGGACUCCGAAGCCGUGUUAGCUGCAGACUUUGAGAUCGGACACUUCAUCCGUGAGCGUAUCGUGCCCAGGGCGGUGCUGUAUUUCACUGGGGAGGCUAUUGAAGAUGAUGACGAUGAUUAUGAUGAGGAAGGAGAGGAAGCAGAUGAUGAGGAGGGCGAAGAGGAGGCAGAUGAAGAAAACGAUCCAGACUAUGAACCCAAGGUGUAAAUGAUGUCUGUAGUAACCCUGUCCUGAAGGAUGCCAACCCCCCAGAGGAGUGCAAACAGCAGUGAUGGCGUGCCCACUUCUAUCAGGAUCCCCUACACUGUAACGGCUUCAAACAAACAUAGUUACUUACCGCCUUACAAUGUUUUGUAUUUUUCUUGGUAGAAAUGAUUGAAAAAUAAAA
Molecule: messenger RNA, 1483 nt
Organism: Triplophysa rosa
Lineage: Eukaryota; Metazoa; Chordata; Actinopteri; Cypriniformes; Nemacheilidae
Gene: nap1l1
Product: nucleosome assembly protein 1-like 1
Exons: 16
Coding region: 142-1302 (386 amino acids)
Biological process (GO): nucleosome assembly
Cellular component (GO): chromatin; nucleus
Molecular function (GO): histone binding; chromatin binding
Source: RefSeq, a predicted model, not a curated record